Messenger RNA from Phycomyces blakesleeanus NRRL 1555(-), 2934 nucleotides. RefSeq names its product Zn(2)-C6 fungal-specific transcription factor. Gene Ontology annotation, biological process: regulation of DNA-templated transcription; DNA-templated transcription. The transcript has 3 exons. Lineage: Eukaryota; Fungi; Mucoromycota; Mucoromycetes; Mucorales; Phycomycetaceae. Gene Ontology annotation, molecular function: zinc ion binding; DNA binding; DNA-binding transcription factor activity, RNA polymerase II-specific. The record is from RefSeq and is a predicted model, not a curated record. Bases 1 to 2934 code for a protein of 977 amino acids.
AUGCGUUGCUCAUUGGACUAUUACAGUGACUUGUGCCGUCGCAAAAAAAUUAAAUGCGAUGGAACAAUCCCGAUCUGCAGUAAUUGCAAUGCCUUUCACCUCAAAUGUAGUUACAAAGAUACAACCAAAAAGAGGGGGCCUCCUAAAGGAUAUAUUGAAGCAAUUGAAAACAGGCUGUACAAACUGGAGAAUAUUUUACAAGAUAUCUCAAAAGACGAUGAUCCACGCUCCCAAAUUCUUCGCGCUGAGUUGAGUGAACCGUUGAAAACCGCCGGUGGCGAGCAAAUAAGGUCACGUCCCGUUAGACGACACCAGAAUAGUGGGGAACAUGGUACUCCAGGACACGAAAAAAGGACAAACAAGUCGAGAAAAAACACGCAAGACAGUACUCGGUCAAACUCCCCGCAAACCACCCCAUGUUCUCCCCAACUAUCGCUAAUUGACAGUCCUGUAGCCAGUCAUGUAGGUUCUCCACACAGUUCUCAAAGUGUUGAGGAUAAUACUGGUCAACUAUCAAUGGGCGAGAGUGGGGAAGUACGAUAUUUGGGAAAGUCCUCGGGAUUCUAUCUUCUUCAAAACAGCCGAACUUACCAAAAUGGCGCUUUUCACUUCACGGGACGAAAUCAACGCUCAGGAUCUCAAAGUAAAUCUAGCCUAACUAACUCCUCUUUUGAUCCUUUGGAAUUACCACCAAAAGAUCUAUCUGAAAAUCUUGUCAAGUUAUACUUUCGCCACAUAUACCCUGUCCUCCCUUUGUUUUACAAGAAAAGACUUGUGUCCUCCACAUGCACAGUUGCAGAAAUGCUGUCGCCUUUGCUAUUAAAUGCCAUAUACGCCGUCGCUUCUCGUAUGUCACCCGAUGUCCGAGUGCGAUCGGACCCUACGUCGGCAGAUACAGCAGGAGACGUCUACUUCGAAAGGGCCCGGUGCCUUUUAGAUGACUACUAUGACAUACCACGGAUAUCAACCAUACAAGCAUUAAUAUUACUCGCAGCGCAUCAACAUGGUGCCAUGAAACCAGCCCGAGCUUGGCUGUACAGUGGGAUGGCUUUCCGUAUGGCACAGGAUCUAGGCUUACAUCGGAAUUGUGACCAUUGGGAUAUACCAUCCGAAGAACGUGAGCGACGGAAGCGAGUAUUCUGGUGCUGUUAUAUUCUUGAUCGCAUCCUGAGUGCAAGUUAUGGGCGUUCGGCCACAUUUGAAGAAAGAGACUGCGACGUUCCGCUUCCAACUGUUGAUGAUGAUGAUGACGAAGAUGAGCCUGAGACAAACCCCGAUUCUGAAAAUGCACAACCACCUGUUCGGAUCAUGAUUGCAUUUACGCAUUUAAUAUCCCUGUGUCAUAUCCUUGGAGACGUUUUGAAAAACGUAUAUUACGCAAAAUCUCUCUAUCAUGCUUCCAUAAAUCAUGUGGAGCACAUCCUUUCCUCCCUUAAUCAAAGACUUGACAAAUGGCACGAUAACUUGCCAUUUUCUAUACGGUACGAUCCGUCCAACCCACACAAUUCCGCUAUCCCCGAGUUUCUCUCACCGAUUGUUGGCCAAUUACACAUGGUGUACUACACCACCGUUAUUCUUCUCCACCGUCCAUUUAUUCCCGGUCAGAAACAAGCAGUAAACAUCAUAUCUUUUCCUUCCAAUGAAAUAUGCCUUUCGGCUGCCAAUUCAAUACUGUCUAUUGUUAACAUAAUGCUCGAAAAGGAUUACCUAAGAUACACUUUGCAUUAUAUAAUAUACUGUUUAUUCACCGCUGCUAUUAUAUUUGUCCAGACAGCAUCCUCGCCCGAAGAAGAAAAGGCAUUGGAAGCAAGGGUUAGUAUCACCAAGAUCUUACGCUCCCUAGAUGAAAUCGAGACCACAUGGACCACGGCUUCAAGAACAUGUGGGAUUCUUGCCGAACUGGUCGGACUUCGUGAAAUUAAUCUUGGAUAUGAUUCUUCUGAACGAACCCAAGAUUCGCGUCCUGAAUCUAUACCAGAUAACAACGAUGCAUUUGGAAACCAUAACAAUAUAUCUUAUGAAGACACUGUGGAUACAACAGCCACAGCACCUUCUAAUCAAACAUCAUCUUACGAAGAUUCAAGGGGCUGGAAUAAUAAUUCAGAGACAAGGAACACCGUAAAGGCUGAUGCUGGUCUUCGCAACAUCUAUGACAGUCCACAUUUUGGAAAUCAUAGCUACUUGCCAAACUAUAUGAGUCAGUCAAAUAUACCAGAGGACAAGAGAGGAAGCCUACAUCCAUCUUCAUCUUGGAGUGAGCAGAGUUCUCUUAAUAACCAAGAUUCUCAAUUUGUAAUGACGCCUUUGACGGAUCCAUUUGCCGCACCUAAUACUGUUGUUAGCCGACCAUUGAAUAGACAAUUCAAUCCUUUUGGGUCAGCGUUUUGGGGGGUUCCCUCCUCACUAGAUAUGAAUGAGUGGAGUACUUAUCUUGGAAACCAAGGAACGCAAACCUAUACACAGCAACAACAACAAAAUAAUCAUCAUCAUCAGCAGGAUCAAAACCAAUCACUACAGCCAGAAAUACAACCAAGAUCACAGCCUCAAAGCCAGUCUCGACAGCUUAAUUACAUCUCCAACCAGCCUUUUGAUAAUGUAUUUCCAAACCCACAAUACACAGACUCUACAUCGUUAAUGCCUUCGCGGCUUUUAUCUCCUGUGCAUAACUUUAAAAGCCUCGGUCCUUUACAAAUGAAUCCUCCACAAGUGCCAAGCACUACAGCUCGUUCAGCUGUACCAUCUUACUUUCCAAUACCAAAAAAUGCAUCUUUUAAUCCCACAAAUGACCUUAUUCAUUCUGAUAACAGUGUCGAUGUCUUAUCAGGAGUGAACAUGCCGAUGAACUUACCAAACUCGCCUUCCGAAAGCUCCUUGUUGGGCCUAUUGUCUAACCCACCUGAUAAUAAGUCAGUACGAAAUAGCUGUGAAAAAUAA